CUUGACAAACGUGCCAAAGCUCGGUGCGCCAGUGUGUAAUGCUAUAGGCUGGAGGGAGGCAGCUGUUGCCAUUAUUUUAUCAGCCAGCUCAGAUACAUCAGCGGCUUCACCCUCCCUUCCUAGACGGGAAAAAGAAAAGAAGAAGAUGAGACUUCCAGGUUCAUCGUAAACACACACAGCACUGAGAGAAAUUUAUCUGGGAAAAAAGUGAUAUCAAAUGGUACAGAAAAGUAGUAUGUCCAGGACGCCUUCGACCUCAACCCAGGAGAUCCAAAUGGACAUGUUUGACCAUCAUCCACACACGCAGGGAAAGUACGCCAAGAGAAAGAGUCGGUUCAAGCGCUCAGAUGGCAGCACCUCCUCUGACACCACGUCCAACAGCUUUGUGCGACAGGGCUCUGCAGACUCCUACACCAGCCGGCCGUCAGACUCAGACGUGUCGCUGGAGGAGGAUCCCGAAGCUCUGAGGAAGGAGGCCGACAGGCAGGCUCUUGCCACCCUUGAGAAAGCAAAGACCAAACCAGUGGCAUUCGCCGUGCGCACAAACGUCGGCUACAACCCGGGCCCCAACGAUGAUGUUCCUGUGCAGGGCAUGGCCAUUUCUUUUGAAGCCAAAGACUUCUUGCACAUUAAAGAGAAGUACAACAAUGACUGGUGGAUCGGGCGUCUGGUGAAGGAAGGCUGCGAGGUGGGCUUCAUUCCCAGCCCGGUGAAACUGGAGAACACGCGUCUCCUGCAGGAGCAGCGAAUGCGGCAGAACCGGCUCAGCUCCAGUAAAUCAGGAGGAAGCUCUAGCCUGGAUGUUGCCACGGGAACCCGCAGGCCCACCCCACCUGGCACAGCUCACGUGGAUAUUUCCACGAUGCCCUUUGACGCUGACCCCCUCGACCUGGAAGCCGAGGAGCCCCCUGAGUCCCAGGGAGAGCCUCGCUCCCCCAAGGGCAUGUCGGGGAGCGUAACGUCCCCCCAGGCCAACGCCCACCGACUGCCCUUCUUUAAGAAGAUGGAGCACGUCCCUCCCUACGAUGUGGUUCCCUCCAUGAGACCCAUCAUUCUGGUGGGGCCGUCCCUCAAAGGCUACGAGGUGACCGACAUGAUGCAGAAAGCUCUCUUUGAUUUUCUGAAACACAAGUUUGAAGGAAGAAUAUCCAUCACGCGGGUGACAGCAGACAUCUCUCUGGCCAAACGUUCCGUCCUGAACAACCCCAGCAAACACACCAUCAUCGAGCGCUCCAGCACUCGCUCCAGCCUGGACGUACUGGCUGAAGUGCAGAGUGAGAUUGAGCGCAUCUUCGAGCUGGCCCGAACCCUGCAGCUUGUGGCUCUGGAUGCGGACACCAUCAACCACCCCUCUCAGCUGGCAAAGACCUCACUGGCUCCCAUUAUUGUCUAUAUCAAAAUAGCAUCUCCUAAGGUUCUCCAGAGGCUCAUUAAAUCCAGAGGGAAGUCCCAGGCAAAACAUCUAAAUGUGCAGAUGGUUGCAGCUGACAAGCUGGCUCAAUGUCCACCUGAACUGUUUGACAUCAUCCUGGAUGAGAACCAGCUGGAGGACGCGUGCGAACACCUGGCUGACUACCUGGAGGCCUAUUGGAAGGCAACACACCCACCGAGCAGCAACCCUCCCAACCCCCUGCUCAACCGCACUAUGGCCACGGCGGCCCUCGCCGCGUCUCCCGAGCCCGUCUCCAACCUGCAGGGCCAGUACCUGGUGCACGGUGAGCACAAGAGGGAAGGUGUCCUAACAGAAUGUGGCGGAAGCAGCGCUCUGCGAGACUACAAGAGCGACCAGGGAGGAAAGCCUCAGCAGCAUCACCAACAGCAGGCGUGCCUGCGCUCGUCCCGCGGCCAGCUUCGAGGGGGGAGCAGUCGCGGCCUGUCACGGCAAGACACCUUCGACUCCGAGACCCAGGGAAGCCGGGACUCGGCCUACACCGAGGCCGGGGACUCUUGCAUGGACAUUGAGACCGAUCCGUAUGAAGAGCCGGAGCCUUACCGGAGCGGCGGGGGCAGCCGCCUCCACCUGGCGCAGCAUCACGGCCGACAGGCCUCCUGGGAGGACGAAGGCGCCGAGCCGGACCAGGAGAACCUGAACCACCCUCCAAUGCCGAGCCAGACACAGCCGCACGGACGCGCCAAGCUGAAGGAGCGCUACUGCCAGGACCCCGUGGACACAGGAGCCAACAUGAGCCGCAACAAGAACCAGGACGACUGGGGGAGGGACGUGUACAUCCGCUGAACGCUCACCUUUCUACACAGGAAAGGGGAGCCACAGACUGACAACAGAAAUGUCGAUUCCUUGGGAUGUUGACCCUUUAACACCGGAGAUGUCGCCGGCGACACCUAAAUGACGCACAGUCUUUGACAUACCGUAACUUUUCAACCGUUUAUGCAAUCAGCGUGAAUUGCACAGAGAAUAGUGGCGUUGCAAAUCAUUUUUGCACCAAUACGCAACACUUAACACAGUACUGGACUGAGUGACCGCUCCCCCUUGACGUUCCAAACAGGAAGUACCUGCUGGCUCCAAGAAGCCAAAAUCCCAUAGACUUCUAUAGGGAACUAAAAAGUUGUUACUCAGUCAGAACAACCAUUCUUAUUACAUCUUCUUGCAAAUCCUAAUUUUAUUUUUCGUAACAGUUUUCUUGUAGUGCAUGUUAUUCAAGUUAUAAACUGACCAAUCAGAAUAAUAGUAGGUGGUGCUUACUACAUCCGAAACGAUUGAAACUUUUUUUUUUGACAAGUUCUUCCAAACCCACUUUUAAGUGGUUGGGGCGUGGCCUUUCAACAAACUCACUCUUGAUUGGCAAGAGUGGUUGCCAUAGAAACAUUGACUCUGACCAAUCACUGAUCAUCUGGCUCCGUCAUGGUGGCGUCCAUAUCGCAAAAAAAAGUCGACUUAAUGGAGCUUUUUUUGUUUGAGCCUAUGAGGAUGUAGCACACGCAUGGCCACGCACAUACAGACACGCAAACUCGCCAAUCAUUUACUGAAACUUACCUUUUCUCUGUCCCUGUUUCUCGUAGGUACAAAUGCAUACAUUUACACAUAGAACGCCAACAUCAUUAGCUUCUUUUGUUUACAGGAAGUUAGUGACCAACUCCACAGAUUAGGUCUCCUUUAAUAAAAGAAGAGACUCGAGCCUUGGCUCCUCUGCCAUCAUUAUUGCUUGGCUUGACAAGUUCUUCCCCAAGACACCCACAACAGACCCGGAAGUACGCCGUUCUCCACUGGUGACGUCACACUCACUCUGUCCACUUCUAGCUACUUGCGUAAAGUCUUGCAUAUCAGUGCUUUCACCGCUUCAGAAUUGCGUAAACGAUUGAAGACUUACGGUGGUCCAAAGAAUGUCAACACUGGAGCUAAAGCUCCGGGGUCAAAGGGUUAAAGGAACCACAGUUUGGGUUUUGGGGCCGUGCCUGUCGCUGACAAAUAUCUGUUUACAUCUUAGUACAAUGUAAUGAUGUACAUCGACUGCCAGAUGCCAUUCUCAUCAACUUCUUUUUGCAAACCAGUUUAGUUCUAUUUAGAAUGAAUAUUUGUUUUCUUCAAUACUGCAUGAAAACCAUGGACUUCUAUACAGACAGCACGAGGGCAGUCAGUUGUGAAUCAAAGAUUAUAUUCUCCUUCAGUGGUAGUGGGAGGGUACAGCUGUUGUCCGUCACGUCUGUCCUCUGCAGUCUGAAACAGGGUUGAUGUUCCUUCAUUUGAAGAACGUCAGGGUCUCCAUUCACCUUAAUGUCACCUACUUUUUAUUCAAACUGAAACCCAACAGUUGAGUCUCUCAUAUCCACUAUUUUAUCACCCCAACUGUUUGGGUAAAAAAAGAAAAUAUUGGGGUCAUCUCGUUUUAACAAAUUUCUCGGUGUUGCUACACUAUUGUCAGUGUGAUUGUAAUAAAUAGACUCCAAAGAUGUUUACUUCUUCCCAAACCUGGUUCAGCCUUUGCAGACGUCUGAUCCAGUCGUUCCAUCCAUGUUUUCUCUGUAAAUGAAUCAUCACCUGUGCAUCCUCGAAGCAUCGCCCACAAGUUUCACUCAUGUGGAUGAAGCGUCCAGCCUUAGUCACUCCCACCCUGAAAAACACGCCCAAUUCAAGAAACCUCCAAUCACAAGUGCCGGAAUGUCUCGCCAAGCCAUGCCUACCCCUUCAGGUGGGAUGUCUUAACUCUUGUUGCGCUCAUCUUCAUCCGUCUUUGUCUCGUGGCUACUCUGAAAUGUGGCCUUGCUGUUCGUUGCUCAUUCUCUUUGCUUUAUUGUCCGACUUUCAGGGCUAAAGGUGGUAUGACGGUAUGUGUGUGCGCGCGUGGUUAAUCACUCCCAACUUCCACCUGAACCUCUAGCUUGUCUGAUAUUAGACUCUCUUCUUACUUUCUGACUGAAUGGCUUUUUUUUUUUUCUUGUGAAUUUUUUUUAAUGCAUCAGUUUUAGUGAGCUAGUGAGAGGAGUGUCAUCUGGGGAGGGGUUGUGUGUGGGGGGGCAGGAUCAGCUUUGGUCUUUACUGCAUUAUCUGUACUGGAAAAUCCAUGAAUGUCUUUGAUGGGCUGCUGCAGCCUGCUCCUGUCUUCAGCUGAAUAAAUAUGAAAUGAUGAUCGGUAAAUAAUGUUAUUGUUGCGUUAUCGCAAUUGUUAAAAUUAUGAAAUAUAACAUGUAUCAUUGGUUCCUGAUUGUAGCUACAUUUUGCUUUUUCUGCCUUUCAUUUUUAAUCUGUGGAUAAAUUCAUAUUUUAAUUAAAAAUUUAAUCAGAAAGA
Messenger RNA from Oryzias melastigma (Indian medaka), 4742 nucleotides. RefSeq names its product calcium channel, voltage-dependent, beta 1 subunit (gene cacnb1). The coding region runs from base 218 to 2236 and encodes 672 amino acids. Gene Ontology annotation, cellular component: voltage-gated calcium channel complex. The transcript has 15 exons. Gene Ontology annotation, biological process: calcium ion transmembrane transport; chemical synaptic transmission; neuromuscular junction development. Gene Ontology annotation, molecular function: high voltage-gated calcium channel activity; protein binding. The record is from RefSeq and is a predicted model, not a curated record. Lineage: Eukaryota; Metazoa; Chordata; Actinopteri; Beloniformes; Adrianichthyidae.